AAACCUGUUGACUGGUGGGCGAUGGGCAUCAUUCUCUACGAAUUUCUUGUCGGUUGCGUUCCUUUUUAUGGCGGCACAAUCGAAGAAUUGUUCGCUCAUAUUAUCACGGACCCUAUCGAAUGGCCCGAAGAGGAAGAAUGGCGUAUACCCGAAGAAGCUAUUGAACUGAUUAGUCAGCUGUUAGAACGCGAUCCACUUCUCCGAUUGGGCACUCCUGGAGGGGCAGCCGAGGUCAAAGAGGCCACUUUUUUCACUAAGCCUCCUCCGGUUGAUUUUGCUAAUCUUCUUCGACAAAAGUCUAUGUUUGUGCCCAGUCUUGAGCAUGACGAGGAUACUUCAUUUUUUGAUCCUAGAACUGAUCGUUAUCAACAUGAUGUUGAUGAUGAUGAAGAUGUUGCUUGGCCACCACUUGUCUCACAACCUCAGUCACCUGCUUCAUGUCCACCUUCUACAGUAUUAUCGAGGUCUUUACGCGCUUCUUCCAAUAGCGUCUCAUUUACAUCACAGCCCGACAGGUAUUCUGGCUCAGGCCCCAUCUCUACGUCUAGCCCUUCUGGUGAUAACCUAAAAACACAACUUGAAGAGCCCAGAUUAUCUGAUCAUGGGCUGGAUGCUAAUAGUUCAGUUGGCUUCGGAAGUGCAAUUGGUCUAGGUAAUUACCGCCCCCUACACCGCGGCUCUACAGGCGCACUUUCAUUUACGUCAUCGCCAUCUUCACCUUCUGCAGCCACAGUAGCUGCCGCUGCCGCAGCUGCUGCUGCGUCAGUUGCAGCAGCGGCGUCCUCUCAGCCUGGCAGACGCCGCCCUGCUGCUAGCCGCCUCGGUCGGGAGCGCCGUGCUGUUACCGGUCUCGUCGGACGGACCAAGCAGAUGGUCACUGUUGAACGCCGCCUGCAGCAACAGCAGCGCCGCCAGCAUCAGCACCAGCAAAUUCAACGCCAUCAGCAAGCGGGUGAAGUAAAUGGUGGCCAGCUGGCUUCAAGUGCUUCUGAGUCUGUCGAUAUUCAACGAAGACGCAGAUGUCUUAGUAUGGGCGAUACUCCUUUCUGUAACCGCCUGCUCCGUGCUAGUAGUAUUCAAGUUUCCUCAUGUUGUCGGCGGACCGAUUGGCAAUCGGAUGCUUCUGGAGUAUCUGAUUCAGAGGCUUUAUCUGAAAGGCUUACGGCAAAUUCUGCUUCAAUCCGUCAAUUGGAUGCUGAUGGUGAUAUGAGUUCGGCACCUGUCUAUUCUGCCAUUUCUUCCACAUUUGGUGGUACAAACGAAGAUUGCGAGGGUAUGGUUGGCCCGCCUGCGUCUAUGACUUUGGUUUCCCAUAGCUCCGCAUCUUGUACCCUGCCUCCGGUGCGCACUUCGGCAGAACUAGAUCCAGGAGCUACAUUAACGGCUGACUCACCGACGGCUCGGUCUGUGGCUCGGCAGGCUAGACAGCUUGCACAAGCCACCUGUCUCAAAGACCUGGGCUUUAACGAUCCAUCUAAUGAUCAGGUCGGAUUUUCAAGCCAGCAUACAGCGUCUAUGAUCGAUAGAAUCGAGGAAGAGAGGAGUAUGAGAUUAAUGGCCAAGCCACAAACAUCUGAUGUUGACCUAGAUCUCGGGGUAGAGUAUACACCGGAUAUAGAGGCAUUUUAUAGAAAAGGGCAUUUGGAAAGACGGUCCAGUGAAGAUUGGUCUAGUGUGGCAAAUGACACUCAUGAGCUUGAUGAUAAUGCAGAAGACGAUGCAAUUGGAGAGGAGGUUGGGGAAGAUGAGGAAGAAGAAGUUAAGACUCAGAAUGUCUUUCAUUCUUUUGCCUCUUAUUCGCCUCGGUUCUCUUUUGUUUUUGAGCAAUCGCGUCUUGGUGAUAGCCUUCGUAAGGAUUUGGCUUGCUCCUCACUCGACGGUUUGGCCUUUCAGUCUGCCGAACAAGGUCACCCUACUCUUAUUAAUUUGGUUUCGGAUCCUCAAUCAAUACCUGUGCAGAACUACACACAUUCUCAUUCAUGCGUAUUACCAGAACCCUCUUCUCCAACACAAGCUACAUCGGCUGAUCUUCAUCUACAAAAGUCUAUCUCUCAAACCCCGGAUAAAAUGCAGAUAAGGCAGUUGCAAUUUCAACCCUUUGUUCCAGAUAAAAUUCAUCAGGUCGGUCUUGCUUCAAGCUUCCCAUCCCGUUCUCCAGUUCAUCCUCCGGCUUUAUUUACUCAAAUCACUCCAUUACCAUUAGUAGCCACAUCUACCUUGGACUUUGCUUCACCUGCUAUAACUUCACCUCUGUUGUUUCACUCGACGCCGUCACCACCAUCUAUUGACUCACGGCCUUAUAAUGUCCAGAUCUUCUCUGAUUGCCAAGGUUCUCUUGAACAACCGUCUUCUGUUACUACUGGUAACGCAGUCCAGACAAACACAGAUUUGGAGAAUUCAAUGAUACAACUCUUGAAUAAGAUUAAACCAGUCACUUUAUUGAAUGAUACAGAUACCGAACACCUCAAAGUUUAUAAUGAGCAGGUGCUCCUGAAAGAUAACCAAUCACAUAAAUCAUUAGUUCAAGAAGAAAAAGUGGAUUGUCCGCCACACUCAUUAUCUUCAGGAACUCGCCUCUUUAGGACAGAAUCGUCUGCAGAAUGGGACUUAUUGCAUCCUACAAACAUCCCAGAAGCAGAUAGUAUAUUUCCUUGCAAUCAGAUCCAGGAGAUGGCUCCUACAACCAAGUCUGUAUGCCAGCAAUCUUCAACCACCACCUCGGUUUCUCCCGAGCCAAUGGAGAGCCCCCUUCCUUCUCCCCCACGUCCCAUGUCUCCGAUCAAUACGGUGUAUCCAAACCUCCUCGCUACCGAAUUUAAAGAUACGGUAACCCCAACUAGGGGCACUAGCACAUCUACUGCUACCCUAGAUACUAUUGUCACAACUACUCCUGUUGUCGGAGUGAAUAACCAUAUGGGUUCUGUGCCAAUCAUUCCGGCAGCUUGUGAGUUAGCUCGUGCUGAUUCUGGUUCUAGUCUCGAACUUUCUCAACAUGGCUCGUUAACCUACCAGUCUAGCUAUCCUUCCAGCGAAGGUGAGUACCGCCGCGUAGACUUUGCUACGACUAUGGUGACAGUAGCUGCAGGAGCCGCAGAUGCGACCACUGCUUCAACCACACCUAUGAUGAUGACUAUAGCACCAUCCGAGCUGGAGUCUAGUAGUCCUAUAUUCUCACGCCGCUUGCAGCUUCCUGAGGAAAUUAGACACGAAGUUGAGUCGGCUUGGUCUUUAGGCCAGCCAUUAGUGUCGCCACAGCCCUCUGCUUAUCUUCAGCAGCAGCAGCAACUAUGCCAACACGUACAUCAGCAUCGACGCACUCCACCACCCUCGCUGUCGUCAUCGCAUCAGCUGCAGCUACACUUGCACCGGACACUUUCAAGGCAAUUCACUCCAUCCAAUAGCACCUCAGCCUCUUCCUCCCCACUCUCUGCUUCUCGUUCUGUAUCCGCUUCAGCCUCAGGCCCCGCCUCUGCUUCGUCUUCUUCACUCUCAUUGGCGGGGAUCACGGCCUCUGGACAACUCGGAUUGACCGACUCAUCACUCUGUCUAACUUCUCGCAUUCUCCAAACGCAGAAGCUAUUAUCAACACAGUCACCACCUACGCUUACUUCAGCCCAAGUAACCAUUUCUCAUUCGCCCAUGUCGCUCAUGCCGACAUCGUCAAACUCACAAAUUCCACUUCAUCAGCAAAAUCAACAUUACCAACAAUCUUCUCUAGCACAUAAUCAACAACAGGGUUUAGCCGCUCCUAACGUCUUCGGUGGCCAAGCCAAAUUGGCUUCCGGGGCUACGGUGCCACCUGGGGCACAGCAUCUCUCUUUAGCCCCGUUGGCCCCAGUUGUUUUAUCUUCAGCCUGCACUCUUCCACAACUCAAUAUCACGUCGCCUUUGGCUGGCCAGACUCAAAUGACCUCAAUAGAUGGCUCCUUCAUCGAUAGUGGAUCAGGCGUUAUUCUUCGCUCGAAGACCGUCAGCAGUUUAACUAGUCAGCAAGAGCCUACUAAAUCAUCAUUGUCGCAGCCUUCGGGACCAUCCCCGCUUGUAAUUUCGAAGGGUCCCAGAGGCUAUGGUUUUACGAUACGUGCUAUCCGCGUGUUUUACGGUAACUCUAAUGCAUAUACUCUGCAUCAUCUCAUUGUGGACGUUGACCCCACCGGCCCUGCAUUUCGAGCCGGGCUCCGUGAGGGCGACCUUAUCACUCGGGUGAAUGGAACUGAGAUUGCAGUGAACCUUUAG
Molecule: messenger RNA, 4236 nt
Organism: Protopolystoma xenopodis
Lineage: Eukaryota; Metazoa; Platyhelminthes; Monogenea; Polystomatidea; Polystomatidae
Source: the annotation of a GenBank genome assembly